GCGCCACUCACCACCCGUGUUUAUAAGACGUAAUAUUCAAUUGGAGAUACCUUGCUUUUUAUCGUUCCGGCCACCAGAUUCGUUGGUUUUCAUAAAGUUUCAUUUGGCAGUACAAAAUGUUGACUCGAAAUGCUGAACAAGUUUUGAGAAUUUUCCUAAUUUUAGCGAAAAUGCGUAAAUUAAAACUGCGAUUAAAACAGAAGCGCCGAUUUUGGGUUCGGAAAUUGUACUUAGAGCGACACAAAUAUGGAUUGUUUGAAAGUUCAUUAAGAAACUUGGCUGCAGAUGAGGAGCAGUUUAACAAGACAUUAAGAAUGCCCUUUUCGUUAUUUAAUGUGCUGCACGAAUUUCUGGAGGCUUCGCUGACCAAAUAUUCAAUCAGAACACCAAUAUCGAGCCGCUGCAGACUAUUUAUAACCCUGAUAUAUUUGGCUCACGGUGGCACUCGGCAACUCCACACAAUAGUUCACCAGAUCGGCCUGACGACUUUCAGGAAGAUUACGUUGGAGACAUGUAUGACCAUAUGGGAUCUGUUAGCUGACUGCGUUGGUUCCAUCGACGGAAAGCACAUUAAUAUUACCUGUCCAGCGAAUUCAGGGUCGAUGUACUAUAAUUACAAAGGCAAUUAUAGUAUCGUGCUUUUGGCCGUAUGUGAUGCCAAUUAUACCUUUACCUGCGUUGACAUCGGAGCAUAUGGAAGUCAAAGCGAUGGCGGUGUCUACCACUUUUCAAAACUGGCAGAUGCUAUUGAAAAUGAUAGGCUCGGCCUUCCACAUGAUCAGCCUCUGCCAGGAGAAACCGAGCCAUUUCCACAUUAUUUAGUAGGAGAUGCUGCUUUUCCCUUACGGCGUUAUUUAAUGCGACCAUAUCCGGGUAGAGGUAUUCCAGAAGAGCAAGAGUAUUUCAAUAAAAGACUCUCUCGUGCAAGAAGAGUUAUAGAAAACGCAUUUGGAAUACUCACUGCCAAAUGGAGAAUAUUGAGAACGACGCUAUGCAUGGCCCCGAAAAAUGCAGAACAAAUAGUGAUAGCUUGUAUUGUCUUGCAUAAUUUUAUUAAGCUUCCGUGUGCAAACUAA
Molecule: messenger RNA, 1076 nt
Organism: Rhagoletis pomonella (apple maggot)
Lineage: Eukaryota; Metazoa; Arthropoda; Insecta; Diptera; Tephritidae
Product: protein ALP1-like
Exons: 3
Coding region: 117-1076 (319 amino acids)
Source: RefSeq, a predicted model, not a curated record